Molecule: messenger RNA, 1392 nt
Organism: Aethina tumida (small hive beetle)
Lineage: Eukaryota; Metazoa; Arthropoda; Insecta; Coleoptera; Nitidulidae
Gene: carmine
Product: AP-3 complex subunit mu-1
Exons: 9
Coding region: 76-1323 (415 amino acids)
Biological process (GO): endocytosis; intracellular protein transport
Cellular component (GO): cytoplasmic vesicle; clathrin adaptor complex
Source: RefSeq, a predicted model, not a curated record
UAUUAUGAAUUGACGUUGACAAGUUAACCUUUCUAACCUGAUUCUUGUUUUGCUUUUUAUAUUUCAACCAGAAAAAUGAUUCACAGUCUAUUUAUUAUUAACUCUCAGGGUGAUGUUUUUCUAGAAAAACAUUGGAAAAGUAUUGUAUCUAGAUCAGUAUGUGACUAUUACUUGGAAGCUCAACGAGCAAAUCCUAAUGAUAUAACACCUGUUAUUGUUACACCUCAUCAUUAUUUAAUAUCAAUACAAAGAGGUGGUGUUAGCUUUGUUGCUGUUUGCAUGGAGGAAAUACCUCCCCUUUUUGUUAUAGAGUUUUUGCACAGAGUUGUGGACACAUUCCAAGACUACUUUUCAGACUGCACUGAGUCAAUAAUUAAAGAGAAUUAUGUUGUUGUUUAUGAGCUUUUGGAUGAAAUGCUCGACAAUGGUUUUCCUUUAGCUACUGAAAGCAACAUACUCAAAGAACUGAUCAAACCUCCAAACAUUCUCAGAACAAUUGCUAACACAGUUACUGGAAAAACAAAUGUUAGUGAAGUAUUGCCAACAGGCCAAUUAUCAAACAUUCCAUGGAGAAGAUCAGGUGUAAAAUACACUAACAAUGAAGCAUACUUUGAUGUAAUUGAAGAAGUUGAUGCCAUUAUUGAUAAAUCUGGUGCUACAGUUUUUGCUGAGAUUCAAGGAUAUAUUGAUUGCUGUAUAAAAUUGAGUGGGAUGCCUGACUUAACACUAUCUUUUAUGAAUCCUAGAUUAUUUGAUGAUGUCAGCUUCCAUCCAUGUGUUAGAUACAAAAGAUGGGAGAGCGAAAGAGUAUUGUCUUUUAUCCCGCCUGACGGAAAUUUCCGACUCAUUUCUUAUCAUAUAAGCAGUCAAAGUGUAGUUGCAAUUCCUGUUUACGUCCGACACAAUUUAUCUAUCAAAACCGGGGAACAAGGUAGAUUAGAUUUAACUGUUGGCCCAAAACAGACUUUAGGACGAACAGUUGAAGGUGUUAAGUUGGAAGUUUUAAUGCCAAAAUGCAUAUUAAAUUGCGUUUUGACCGCGAACCAAGGGAAAUACAAUUUUGACCCUGUUUCAAAAAUUUUGCAUUGGGACAUUGGAAAGAUUGAUGUCACCAAACUUCCAAAUAUUAGAGGAUCUGUUUCUAUAGCGACUGGUUCGAACGUCGCAGAAAUAAAUCCAUCGAUAAACGUGCACUUUACGAUAAAUCAAUUGGCGGUGAGCGGCUUGAAAGUAAAUAGGCUGGACAUGUAUGGAGAGAAGUACAAACCGUUUAAAGGAGUGAAAUACAUCACGAAAGCCGGCCGAUUCCAAAUAAGGAUGUAAAUAAAAACCAAUUGUGUUAUAAAGAUUUUUUUAUAUUAUUGUUUUGAAUAUCAUAUUUUGUAUUGUAUA